AUGGCCAAGGAAGCUCCCGCCAAAUCCGGUCUGACCGUCGGUCUGAACCACGGCCACAAAACAACCCCCCGUGUCGUCAAGCCCCGUGUCUCCCGUACCAAGGGCCACCUGAGCAAGCGCACUGCUUUCGUCCGCGAGGUCGUCAAGGAGGUUGCUGGUCUUGCUCCUUAUGAGCGCCGCGUCAUCGAACUGCUCCGCAACUCCAAGGACAAGCGUGCCCGUAAGCUCGCCAAGAAGAGACUCGGUACCUUUGGCCGUGCCAAGAAGAAGGUUGAUGAGCUCCAGCGUGUCAUCGCCGAGUCUCGUCGCGCCCACUAA
This is a messenger RNA of Ustilaginoidea virens, 318 nucleotides long. RefSeq lists its product as uncharacterized. Gene Ontology annotation, molecular function: structural constituent of ribosome. Lineage: Eukaryota; Fungi; Ascomycota; Sordariomycetes; Hypocreales; Clavicipitaceae. The record is from RefSeq and is a predicted model, not a curated record. Bases 1 to 318 code for a protein of 105 amino acids. Gene Ontology annotation, cellular component: ribosome; cytosolic large ribosomal subunit. Gene Ontology annotation, biological process: cytoplasmic translation. The transcript is spliced from 4 exons.